Myripristis murdjan (pinecone soldierfish) is the source of this 3024-nucleotide messenger RNA. RefSeq names its product SUMO interacting motifs containing 1 (gene simc1). The record is from RefSeq and is a predicted model, not a curated record. NCBI's taxonomy places the organism in Eukaryota, Metazoa, Chordata, Actinopteri, Holocentriformes, Holocentridae. The transcript has 10 exons. Gene Ontology annotation, molecular function: SUMO polymer binding. The coding region runs from base 233 to 2911 and encodes 892 amino acids.
UUUUUGUUCUUGCUGUCAGUCUUGCUCCAAAGUAGGAAGUCGAACGUCCGACCAUGUUCUAUUCUUUAAAACUACAUAGACUUUUCUCAGACCAUUAGGAAUAUAAGCUGUUAUGCUGUUGUACUGUGACUGCUCGGAGCGCAGCUGAUGGUUUGUCGGGCCAGACGGCAGGAUGGCUGCUAGCCGCUGCUAGCUCCAUGUCUGACUCGUGGAGGCUGAGUGUGUGACGGGGAUGGAUGAUGCCAUUACACUCAGCUCCGGGAGUGACAGUGGCGACUCUGAUGUCGAAAUUAUCGGUGCGUACACCGAGAGUAAAGCUGACUCCAAGCCAUUUGUUAAGGGGGAUUUGGUGGACGUUUCUACCUCGGGCGGCACACCGCUUUUUAUCGACCUCACAGAUCCCACAUUGGUACUUCCGGGACCGAGGAGGCGCAAAAGGCAACAUUCCAGUGAUUCGAUCAAAGUGCUCAACGUGACUCACGGUGAUGGAACGAACAGGACCGAGCAGACUUUGCCACCAGAGGACUACGGAAGAAAAUAUGGAAAUGGAGCUAAAAUUCUACGAUCACACAGAGGAGGCUCAAACUCACAGGAAACGCCCUCAAACAGCUCCUCUUUUUAUCCGUUGCAGGACUGUGAUGUCCCAAAGGCAAGGCAGGGACAUUUUUUAGAAUAUGUCGCCGAAACACCACAGCAAAAGCAGACAAAUGAAGCAAACCACUCUACUGUCCUUGUAAACACACCUGUUGUAAUAUUAAGAAGGUUGCCUUUACCUGAAGCUCGUAUCAGGGAGCUGAAAACAUCGAGGUACUCCGCUCGUUUGCCUGAAGAUUGUGACCAGUUGUCAUCAUGCCCUGAAAAAGUAGUUAGUCACAGUAUAGCACCAGAAUGCAUUAACUUAAGGACCACUACCCUCACAAAGGCUCCACAGCUAAGCCCCCUGGUGGAUGAGUCUCCAGAGGUGUUUGAAGUAGAAAACCAGAAAGACCAGGGAAGCAGGCUGUCAUCACUUGAAGACAUACUCUCUCUCCCCCUACAAAGCCUGGACAACUCUCAUUACUUAGAUGAAAGAAACUCAAAAGAUUGCCACACCUGCGAGUCAAAGAGGACAGACUUUUGUUCAUCCCCGCUCGUCCCCUCUGUGACGUCCUCACCUUUAUCUCAAGACGUACAGGGGUCCUACCAAACAAAUCUCUCCUCUUCCAAACAUUCCCUGCCUUCCUUUGACUCAGGAGCUCAGCAUCUUGAAUUGAACCAGUCAGAAUCUGGACAAAACCUCCUCUCUGUUCGCACCUCUCCCUGCGUCCCCUCCACUGGACCAGACCCUCACAUUCCCCAGCAUGUUGACCUCAGCCACCACCCCUGCACAAGUUCACCAUCUCAUUAUAAUACCUGUGAAGGCCAAGCGGAUCCAGGCCCCACUGCUGAAGAUACGCUGGCUGGGAAGACCGCCAUAUGGCAAGCAGAGGAGGCUGAGGCCCAUCUGGGCGUGGACGGCCCUGCCUGCCUGGGUAACGAUGAUCCUCCCCCAUCAGUGACCAGAACUGAGGACCUGGAUGGGGGAUCCUUCAGAGGUGACCUGGGAGUUGAAAGUCCAGUGCACGUUGACUGGAGUGAAGGAGAAGAGGCGAAUCACGAGAGCAAGUUUGAUGUGAAUUUCAGGAGUGCCAGUCGGGAGGACAGACGUUACGUGUGCCCUGCUGCUCUCAGUAAAAUAAUAUCUAGAGGAGUUCAAGGCCUGAAUAAUAAUGAGGAGGAGGAAGACAGCUUUGGUGCUCCAGAGGUGCUGUGCCGACAAAGCCUGAGCCUGGUUUACAGCACCAUUGAAGAAAGCUACACAGAGGGCACUCUACAGCUCCUCUCUGACCUGCUGCAGCCUGGCUACUACCCCCCAAAGGACAUCACCUCCCAUCUGCUGCGGGGCGUCUUGCUCGAUCUCCAGUGUCCCCAGCACCUCUGUGUGCAGGCUUUUAAUCUGCUGAUGAGGACGCAAAGACACCACAUGGCUGAUAAAACCACAAUUCCAUGGGACUGGGAGUUGUUGACCUCGGUCAUGGCCAAUCAGGACCAUGACAAGAGGCACCGCUGUGAAGUUGUGCGCAUGUUCCUGGAGUAUGUCGUGCAGACUCUGGAGGACGACUUCCAGGCCAAAGUCUCGGCCUCUGCCCUCCGCCGGUCAAUCGCUAAGGCAACCUUGUCGUGCGAUCUACAUUUCACUCAAGUCAAAGAUGUCAUUAAGUGGCUGUUUGCUGCUAUUAUGAAAUCAGCAGAAUGUGAACACAGCGAGGAAGUCGCCAAAGAGAGGCAUGAACAUAUCAGGAUGGUGUCUGCCUUCCAGAGGAUGCUGGCUCUGGCUCUGGAGGUGGAUCGCUCUCCAGGUCUCAACGCUGACAAGCUGUCCCAGGAGCUGUUCCACAUGCUCGUCCACACUGCACCGUUACGAACACACAGACCUAGGAUGCUGCUGCUGGAGAGCCUGCAGAGCAAGCUGCUGAGGUGUAAGCUGUUGGAACAUCUGCUGGAUUACGCCUGCCCACAGAAAACUCCACUGCCCAUGUCCCUCAGUCUGCUGCUGCACUUUCUGAAGAAUUGCACUCUUAAACCAGACCAUAUGGACGGUGCUGAAAGGUGGCGGAGAUGGGAAGAGCUCAUCCAGCUCCUCUGGAUGUUGAUGCUGAGCUACAUCAGAGUGAUGAAAGGCCACCUGUGCAGCCCGGUCACUGAACGCCCAGCCAACGCCAACGCCUCGGUCAACAAGCCCCACGACAUGUUGUGCAGGUCCACUGUCCGGGAGGCUGUGGAGUCCUUCUUGUCCAGAUCGCACGCCGACCUCGGUCAAGCCUUACCCCUUCAUGUUGAAGAGUCCCUCACCUACCUGCAGGAUCAUCUGCUAGAUGUCUGCCAGUUCUGAACACGCACUAUUUUGUUGUUCAACCAUUCUCUCAUUAUGCAGUUUUGAAUAAACUGUUGUUGUUUUUUAAGUUUUGUUUUAAUUAUUGAUAUAUUUAUUUUUUUAUUUUUUUU